This is a messenger RNA of Dromiciops gliroides (monito del monte), 1908 nucleotides long. RefSeq names its product matrilin 3 (gene MATN3). Gene Ontology annotation, molecular function: calcium ion binding. NCBI's taxonomy places the organism in Eukaryota, Metazoa, Chordata, Mammalia, Microbiotheria, Microbiotheriidae. The transcript is spliced from 10 exons. The record is from RefSeq and is a predicted model, not a curated record. The coding region runs from base 1 to 1908 and encodes 635 amino acids.
AUGAUAAUUGAAUCCAUCAGAGCAGAUGAGAUCUCCAAAGAAACAGAUGGUAGUAGAGAGGGAGAAGAGAAGUGGACCCAGGACAGAGACUUUGGGGACAUUUGUGGGCCUGAUGGGCGUGAAGAUCUUGCAAAGGAGACUGAGGAGAGGGACUUCUCCAACAUCCGGCCCCAACCCGAUUGGUGCUGCGGGCAGACCUCGUUCAGUUGCAGGAACUCAGGAAAGUCUGGACGGACGGUCGGUGGGAUGCAGCAGGCAGUGGGUACAAUGGGACGCCGACUCGGGGCUAGCCCUCCUCGCUUCUUCGUCUUCGUCUUCCUCCUCUUCCUCCUCGUGUGGGUGCCCACAGCUCGGGGUCAGCCCUCUCGUCGGAGUCGCCGCCAGCUGCGGCUGCGGACGCCGGGGGGCAGCCCAGGGACCAGCCUCGGUGCGCCUGGUUAUUCGAGGGCUAGCGAUCCCCAAGUCUCGCGCGGAGGUGGCAGCAGGAGCCCUGAUGUCUGCAGGAGUCGACCUCUGGACCUGGUAUUUAUCAUUGACAGCUCACGCAGCGUGCGACCUCAGGAAUUCACCAAAGUGAAGAACUUCGUCACCAAAAUUAUUGACAGCCUGGACAUUGGGGUGGCUGCCACUCGGGUAGCCCUGGUGAACUAUGCCAGCACUGUGAAAAUUGAGUUUAAUCUCCAGACCUAUUCUGACAAGGCACAGGUCAAGCAGGCAGUGUCCCGGGUCAUCCCACUGUCCACAGGCACCAUGUCAGGCCUGGCUAUCCAGACAGCCAUGGACGAAGCCUUCAGUGUAGAGGCCGGAGCCCGUGCUGCCGUGUCCAGCAUCCCCAAGGUGGCCAUUAUGGUGACCGAUGGCCGGCCGCAAGACCAGGUAGAGGAGGUGGCAGCACGGGCCCGAGCAUCUGGCAUUGAGAUCUAUGCUGUGGGUGUGGACCGGGCAGAUAUGCAGUCGCUGAGGACAAUUGCCAGUCAACCGCUCGAUGACCAUGUAUUUUACGUGGAGACCUACGGGGUGAUCGAGAAAGUGACCUCGAAGUUCCGGGAAACUUUCUGUGCUCUGGACCAGUGUGCACUAGGCACCCAUCAGUGUGAGCAUGUCUGUGUAAGUGAUGGAGAUGGUGCCCAUCACUGUGAAUGCAGCCAAGGAUACACCUUGAAUGAAGACCAGAAAACUUGCUCAGCUGUCGAUAGGUGUGCCUUGAACACCCACGGGUGUGAGCACAUCUGUGUGAAUGACCGUGCCGGUGCCUACCACUGCGAGUGCUAUGAAGGCUACCUCCUGAAUGAAGACAAGAAAACGUGCUCAGCUCAGGAUAAGUGUGCUCUGGGCACGCACGAGUGUGAGCACAUCUGUGUGAGCCAUAGGGCCGGGGGCCACCACUGCGAGUGCUACGAAGGUUACGUCUUGAAUCGGGAUCAGAAGACGUGUUCUGCCCGUAAUCAGUGUGCUCAGGGCACCCACCGUUGUGAGCACCUCUGCGUCAGCGAUGGGCCUGGGGCCUACCACUGUGAGUGCCACCCAGGGUACAACCUGAACCAGGACGGGAGAUCUUGCUCAGCCACUGAAGAAGCCCAGAGUCUAAUCUCCACUGAAGAUGCCUGUGGCUGUGAAGCCACACUGGCCUUCCAGGAGAGGGUCACCUCCUACCUCCAGAGACUUUCAUCCAAGCAUAUCCUUUCCCUCACCUUCCUCAGCAUUCCUGCCUAUUACGUAAAGAUUCACAUGCUGCACCUAAGCCAGCCAGUCGCUCAUUGUGUUGCUCUUCUCCUGCUGCUCCUGGGACCCUUCUACCUGGAGGAGGAGGAGACAGGAGCUUGGCUGGGACUUAGGGGAGAGAUGUCUGAGUUGGGCUUGCUGGCGUGUGCUGCCCAUGCUGGGGAGAGGCGACAGCCAGUGCUGUGA